Messenger RNA from Selaginella moellendorffii, 1006 nucleotides. RefSeq names its product nucleolar protein of 40 kDa. The record is from RefSeq and is a predicted model, not a curated record. Gene Ontology annotation, molecular function: RNA binding; zinc ion binding. Gene Ontology annotation, biological process: RNA stabilization. NCBI's taxonomy places the organism in Eukaryota, Viridiplantae, Streptophyta, Lycopodiopsida, Selaginellales, Selaginellaceae. The transcript is spliced from 2 exons. Bases 11 to 979 code for a protein of 322 amino acids.
GUUUCUGUAGAUGGAGCGCAGGGGAAGGCGCUCGCCGGAUCGCGAGCGCGGCGAGAGAGGGGACAGGCACGGCAGGCGCUACGAGGGCGAAGGAUUUGGCAGCGACCGCAGAGAGAGGCGCUAUGAUUCUGGCGACGAUUUCGAUCGCGGGGACAGGAGGUUUUUCCAGCGUGAGGAAGGUAGAGAUUUCCGGCGUGAGAAUGUAGGGAGAAGAGGGGAUGGAGCAGCAGCAGCAAGUCAGGAGCUUCCGGAGCUCUACUCGAUUUGUAGGGGACGAGUUCACUCGGUGAAACCCUUUGGUUUGUUUGUUCGUUUAGAAGGCUAUCGAGCUCACGGGCUCGUCCAUCUUUCGCAAGUGAGCAAUCACGAGGUCACGCAGCGGGAAGACUCGGACGAGGUGAAAAUGCAAGCUUUGGCAGCGAUUGCCGGGCAAGGAGAGGAGAUAUGGGUGAAGAUUAUCGCCGUGAGACGAGAGGAAGAUGGAAGUGUGAAGAUCGGUUGCUCGAUGAAGCUUGUUGGGCAGACCGAUGGAAGAGACUUGGAUCCAAACAAUCUCCAGGCCGAGCUCAACGAAUCAAGGCCAUCUCGUCCUGCUCGUUCCAAAGUUACUCUUGAUGCUGUUUACAACGUUUCUUGCUCGCGGUGCGGCGGUCACGGCCACUUGAAAUCCGAAUGCUACGCCACCGGUGACAAAACUUACGAGCUUCUUCCAGAGGAAGCUCUGGAGGAUCCAGUGCCACAGCCAUCGACAGUACUUGCGGAAGAAACUCUAGACAAGGAGAAGAACAGGCACAGCGCAUCCAAGUCGAGCAAGAAACGAAGCCAUCUCCCAGACAGCGUUACUACGGUGGAAGAAGCCAAAGCUCUCAUCGCGAGCCUCAAGGACGAGAAGAAGAAAAAGAAGGAGAAAAGAGAAAGCAAGCGCCACCAUAGCAAGCAUCACAAGAAGAGGAGGAAAGAGGAGGAAUCAGCGCACUAAGGCAAGCGGUGGUGUGGAAUAUCCGCG